Molecule: messenger RNA, 3414 nt
Organism: Colletotrichum higginsianum IMI 349063
Lineage: Eukaryota; Fungi; Ascomycota; Sordariomycetes; Glomerellales; Glomerellaceae
Product: Potassium/sodium efflux P-type ATPase
Exons: 3
Coding region: 1-3414 (1137 amino acids)
Biological process (GO): calcium ion transmembrane transport; intracellular calcium ion homeostasis
Cellular component (GO): plasma membrane
Molecular function (GO): ATP hydrolysis activity; P-type calcium transporter activity; ATP binding
Source: RefSeq, a predicted model, not a curated record
AUGUCUGGUGACUACCCAAAGCACCCAUUCCUGCUGUCGGUCCAAGAGACCGCUCAGGCGCUCGGAGUCGACCCCGACAAGGGUCUGUCGUCGCAGCAGGUCCAGCAGGCCCAGGAAAAAUACCCUGCCAAUGAGUUCGAGGUCGGCGAGUCGGUGCCAUGGUACACCAUUCUCAGCAAGCAGCUGUUCAAUGCCAUGGUACUUGUGCUCGUCUUCGCCAUGAUUCUCAGUUUCGCCAUCAACGAUUACAUUGAGGGCGGUGUUCUCGCCUUCGUUAUCGUUGCCAACGUUACCAUCGGCUUCUGGCAGGAAUACCGCGCCGAGAAGCAGAUGGACGCCCUGCGCACCCUCUCCGCGCCCUCGGCCAACGUAUUGCGCGACGGAAAGACCAAGGUCAUCCCCAAUGCCGAGGUUGUGCCCGGUGACAUCAUCCUGCUCAAGAUGGGCGAUACCGUGCCUGCCGACAUGCGCAUUUUCGAGGCCAUGAACCUGUCCUGCGACGAACAGUCCCUGACCGGUGAGGCUCAGCCCGUCGAUAAGAUCUCCGAGGCCAACAUUACAGUCCCUGGUUCCGAUAAGCUGGCCACCGAGGAGGGCGAGGUCGGUAUCGGUGACCGUCUCAACAUCGCCUAUGCCACCACCAUCGUCCGCAAGGGCCGUGGCCGUGGCAUCGUCGUCGCUACUGGAAUGCAGACCGAGGUCGGAAAGAUCGCCGCCUCCACCCAGAAGAAGGUCCGCAAGCCCGGCCGCUCCAUGAACUACAAGAAGUACGGCAAGCGCCAGCCCGUUGUUGGUCUCACCAAGCGCGUCUACGAUGCCGUCGGCAAGUUCUUGGGUCUCACCGAGGGUACCCCUCUGCAGAGGAAGCUUGCCGCUUUGGCAUACGUCCUCUUCGGCUGUGCCAUCAUCCUGGCCAUUAUCGUCUUCGCCGCUCACAAGUUCGAUGUCACUGGCGAGGUCAUCAUCUACGCUGUCUCACUCGGCAUUGCCAUCAUCCCCGAAUCUCUCGUCGCUGUUCUCACCAUCACCAUGGUUGUCGCCGUGACCGUCAUGAGAAAGUCCAACGUCGUCGUCCGAGACCUUUCCGCCCUCGAGGCUCUCGGCGGUGUCACCAACAUUUGCUCCGACAAGACUGGAACCUUGACCCAGGGCGCCAUGAUUGUCCGCAAGGCUUGGCUGCCCUUCUCUCACACCUACACCGUCCGCGACUCACAAAGCCCCAACGACCCGACGAAGGGUCGAGUCACCUACUCCGAAACCAAGGAGCAGGAAGACAAGAUUGAGGAGGCGCCCAAGCGCGACUACGACCAGGAGCGUUCCGCUGCCGUCCUUAAGUUCGACGUCCCCGAGGAGAAGCUGCAAAACAAGCAACCCGCCAAGGAGCCUGAGGCCGAGAACGAGGCCGAGAUGACGCCCCGCCUCAAGGCUUUCCUGCUGUCCUCCGCUCUCUGCAACUUGGCUACCGUUCGAUAUGACGAGGAAGAAGCAAAGUGGCAGACCACUGGCGAGCCUACCGAGAUCGCCCUUCAAAUCUUUUCCCACCGUUUCAAGCUCGGCAAGAAGUCCCUCGAGGGCCUCGGCUGGAAGCAGCUGGCCGAGUUCCCUUUUGACAGUUCCAUCAAGCGCAUGUCCGUCAUCUACGACCUUCCCGAGACCAGCGAGGCGUCCGACAUCUGGGGCCCGGGAAACAGCCUCGUCUUCACCAAGGGCGCCGUCGAGCGAGUCUUGGACCUGUGCAGCCACAUUGGUUUCGGCGAUGACAAGAUCGAGCUUACCGAGGAGCUCAAGGAGGAGGUUCUCAACCAGAUGAACAACCUGGCGUCUCAAGGCCAACGUGUGCUUGCUGUCGGUUACCGCGACUGGAACGGCCGAUUCACCACUAAGCAGGCCGACGUUUCCCAAGAGAAGGAGAAUGCCCUCCGAACUGAGGUUGAACAGGGCCUUACUCUUCUCGGCCUGGCCGGAAUCUACGACCCUCCCCGCCGCGAGACCAAGCCAUCCAUCGCCGAAUGUUCCUCUGCCGGCAUCAAGGUGCACAUGCUUACUGGCGACCACCCCGAGACUGCCAAGGCCAUCGCCAAGGAGGUCGGCAUUAUCCCCAAGAACCUCGGUGUCUUGCCUGACGCUCUCGCCAAAUCCAUUGUCCAGAAGGCUACCGAUUUCGACAAAAUGACGGACGAGGAGAUUGACGCCAUGCCUGAGCUCCCGCUGGUCAUUGCCCGAUGCGCCCCCGAUACGAAGACUCGCAUGAUUGAUGCACUUCGUCGCCGCAACGCCUUUAUGGCAAUGACCGGUGAUGGUGUCAACGACGCCCCCUCUCUGGCCCGCGCUGACGUUGGUAUCGCCAUGGGUUCCGGAUCCGACGUCGCAAAGUCCGCUUCCAAGAUCGUCUUGACCGAUGACAAGUUCAACUCCAUCGUCUCCGCCAUCCGCCAGGGUCGUCGCAUGUUCGACAACAUCCAGAAGUUCAUUCUCCAUUUGCUCAGCUCCAACGUUGGCGAGGUCAUCCUCCUUUGCUGCGGUCUCGCUUUCCGCGACGGCGCCGACCUCUCCGUCUUCCCCAUCUCUCCCCUUGAGAUUCUCUGGAUCAACAUGGUUACUUCGUCCUUCCCUGCCUUCGGUCUUGGUCGCGAGCAAGCCGCCGCUGAUGUCAUGCGCAAGCCCCCCCAGAACAAGAAGCGCGGUGUCUUUACCAACCAGAUCAUCGUCGACAUGAUUGUCUACGGCAUCAUCAUGGGUGCAUUGACGUUGGCCACGUUCAUCAUUGUCGUCUACGGUGCCAACGGCGGAGCCCUUGGCCAGGAGUGCAACAAGACUUUCACCGAGGCCUGCAGACCCGUGUUCCGCGCCCGUGCUGCUGUCUUCGCCGAGCUUACCUGGAUCAUCCUCAUCUCUGCCUGGGAGUUCAAGAACCUGCGCCGAUCCAUGUUCCGCCUGAACCCCGACAGCGAGAGCAAGUUCCCCUUCUUCAAGGACAUCUAUGACAACAAGUUCCUCUUCUGGGCCGUCAUCAUCGGCGCCCUUUCCGUCUUCCCCGUCAUCUACAUCCCGACGCUCAACACCACCCUUUUCAAGCACAUUGGCAUCACGUGGGAGUGGGGCAUCGUCGUCGGCUUCACGCUCCUCUACGUCGUCGGUGUCGAGGCCUGGAAGUUCGUCAAGCGCACCUUCAACCUCCUCGACGACCACCAGGUCGUCAAGGGUGCCUUCAGCCAGGGUGGCGAGGAUGAGGGUCGCGACUUUAAGAAGACCAUGACCUUCAGCUCCUUCAAGAGCUGGCACUCGUUCGGCCGCAAGGACACGGGCGAGUCGACAGGUCGCCGCAGCCGUUCCCAGCACCGCACCAACACCAACCUCUCGGGCGACACCCGCACCGGCGAGGGUUCUCCCAACAACAGCAAUGAGAAGGUCUGA